This is a messenger RNA of Seminavis robusta, 1353 nucleotides long. The record is from the annotation of a GenBank genome assembly. Lineage: Eukaryota; Bacillariophyta; Bacillariophyceae; Naviculales; Naviculaceae.
AUGAACGCGUUGAACGCGUUGGACCAGCUGUGGGAAUUGCUGUGUUUGAACCCCAAGGAAUUCGAUAUUGCCAUUCUACGGAGUCCGGAUGACAAUACUAAGAAUCCGUUUGUCCUGCAAGAGGGUCACUUGGGAUUGCACGCGGGAGAUUUGCCGUGGUUGGCCCGUGACUUUCGAACGGCGUAUCGAACUGCAAGACUCCAAGACUGUGAUAGCGUAUUGAAAGUGACGAGUUGUCUGUUGCUGGUGUGUCCCGAUCAUGCCACGGCGUGGGCCGAUCGCAAACGAGCUCUACUAUCAGUGCAAUGCCAUGAGGAUCUGUGGACACGAGAAUUGGACUUUGUCAAUCUGCUCAUGACACGUCACACCAAAGCACCCACCAGUUGGUUCCAUCGAAAGUUUGUCUUGCAGCAAAGAAUCCUUCAGCUGCUGUCCGCAUUGCCGCCACCGCCGCCACCCAAUGAUGAUCAUGAUGACCAGGAGAAUACUUUCUCUACUACAUGUACUACAACUACAACAUGCAUAUAUAGUAACAUGGUUCAACUGGCACGAGACGAAAUCCAAAUUUGUGCCAGAAUCGCCGACCGAUAUCCCAAAAAUUACUACGCGUGGACUCAUCGCAGCCAAAUGCUGCAAAAGAUUCAUCACAUGCUCCAGGACGAUUCGACAUCCGGUACACGUACUUUGGCCGACCACUACACGCAGUUGCUACAAGACCAAUGGCAAUCCACCACGCGCUGGUUGCAAUCCCAUGUCAGCGAUCAUUCCGCCGCUCAUUAUGGAGGAAUGGUAUUGCAGUUACUUCGACGGCAACAACUACAACAACACAAUCCGCAGGAUCAUCAUCAAGUUCCAGACAACGAUACUACACAGCUUGUACACGCCAUGAUGAUCAGUUCCAUCACUGUGGCCCAACAACUCGUGGAACGGCAUCCCUCCCAUGAAGUUCUAUGGAUCUUUCGACGCAUUUGCAACCACGAAUUCCUAUGCUAUGCCAUGGCAAUCACAGAUGAUGAAGAUGAUGACGACAACACAGCCCUACUUUUAAACUCCUCUUAUUGGAAGGAUCACAUUGACAUUAUCUUCUGCGUGGAGGGAAAUAAUCAUGACAACAGUCUGGAAGCACAACGGACGCAACUCUAUCAGCUAUCGUACGUGGCGUGGAUGCUGGAAGACGUGGGGCGACUCGCCAAACGGUUCGACAGCUGGAAUGACUUGGUUCGUCGGGUGCGAUUGUUGCAGGGAGUGACCCAACAAGAAUACCAGACUCUGAGAAAUACAGUGCUCACCCAAUUACGAGAACGAAAGGAGACGAUUCCGUUCUAUCAGCAGCAGCAGCAUCCGCAGGUCUAG